Molecule: messenger RNA, 530 nt
Organism: Homalodisca vitripennis (glassy-winged sharpshooter)
Lineage: Eukaryota; Metazoa; Arthropoda; Insecta; Hemiptera; Cicadellidae
Exons: 2
Biological process (GO): DNA integration
Molecular function (GO): nucleic acid binding
Source: RefSeq, a predicted model, not a curated record
AUGUGCUGGAAGCCGAGGGCCUCAAAACCAGAAGUCGAGGCAGGAUGCGGCAGUACAAACGUUGGAUCACCCCUUCGAGAGGAUCGCCAUCGCGACAUCGCUGGACCAUUUCCCGUGACAGACGCAGGGAAUAAAUAUCUCCUGGUGGCCAUGGAUUACUUCACGCGAAAUGGCCAGAAGUAUAUGCCAUACCAAACCAGGAGGCAUCUACUGUUGGCAGGAUGCUUGGUGAACGACUCUCGUCUGCCGGUACGGGGUACCCCCGUGAGCUACACAGCGACCAAGGGACGAACUUCGGUUCUAUCUAUCUUGAUGAGGGAUGUUCUUCAGCGUCUGGGAGUGCAUAAGACACGGACAACCCCGCUUCACCCGCAAUCCGAUGGGAUGGUUGAAAGAUACAUCAAGACUCUCCACCUGAAGGUCGCCAGUGACAAGAUGAAGGCUCGCUACGACCGAACAAGCCAACUCAGCUGGAUUCCAGGAGAACAACUUUGGUUUUGGCUCUACAGUCCCCUGCGGAGGAAGGGAAG